Effrenium voratum is the source of this 2820-nucleotide messenger RNA. Lineage: Eukaryota; Dinophyceae; Suessiales; Symbiodiniaceae. The record is from the annotation of a GenBank genome assembly.
AGCGUUGAAAGCCAAGGUAGCCAAGGUAGCCAUUCACUUGCCGACUCUCCGUCGAGCCAUGUUCAAAGGAGCAACCACAUGAAAGCGGCCGCGCUCAGCCUUGCCAGCGGGGUCGCGGCCGAGCAGCCUUGGACAGCUUUGGGCUUGGCUGGCAAUCUGAAUGGUAAUGUUCCGCUUGUGGCGGAAGCUGUUGAAUCAUGGCUCAGCUUGGGUGGCAGGGCCUUCGACACAGCUCUCAUGUAUUACAAUGACGAGGGCCUUCGUCAGGGUAUUCAGCAAAGUGGGGUGCGCGAGAGCGAGGUGUUUGUCACCACCAAGAUCCCGCCCGAGCGGAUGGGAUUUCAGGAGGCCUUGCUGGCACUGAACGAGACCCGAAGGAACGUCUUUCGUUCCAACAGGCCGCUGGAUUGCGUGCUGAUCCACUGGCCGGGUCGCGCCUGGCCGAAGCGCACCACUGACCCGCCCUGCGUCGUUGCUCGUGGCUCGCUGGCAGGAGACUGGUCCAGGUGUCGUCAAGAGACCUGGGCGGCCUUGCGCGAGGCGAAAGCCGCAGGAUUGGUUCGGCAGAUCGGAGUCUCAAAUUAUGAGGUGCCACAUUUGGAGGAGUUGCCGGAUGUGCCUGAUGUGCUGCAGAUGGAAUUCCACCCCUGGUGGAACCGAGUGGACCUCCUGCAAUGGUGUUUGAAGCGCAAAGUCCAGCCUGUGGCCUACAGUAGCUUGGGAGGUGCAUCCUCCGACUGGUUGGAUGUUCCUUCCUUGGUGCAAUUGGCCUCUGGGCAAGGGUGUACCGUGGCGCAGUUGCUGCUGAACUGGGCGGUGAGCCAGGGAGUGUCUGUCAUCCCGUCAGCCAGGAGCCGCAAACACAUGGCCGAAAACCUUCGAUGCUGCGAGAGGCCACUUCCAGCUGAGGUCUUGGACUUCGUCUCCCAAGUUGGGAGCCUUCAGCAACGCACCAUAGAGCCAGACCCACGCUUCGUCUUUGUUCCCGGUGUCCCGGUGGCUUCCUUUGGUGGCCCGGUGCCUCCGUCGCAUGCUCACUUGAACUUGUUUGGUGGAAUAGAGCAAUUUCACGCUGGCAGCCUUCGAAAGCAAUGCUGGGGAACAUGGAAGAAGCCGUAUCCAUGCUGCAGUCCAGAGUUCGGUCCGGAGGGUCUCUCAAGCUGUUGGGAUUCGGACAUGGAUUUUGCAGAAUGCUGCUUGCCUGCAGCAUACCUCAAAAUCGAAGUACCGGACAUGGGUCUAUUUUCGGCCGACGAGGACCUGGACUUUCUAGUCGUGGGUGCUGGCUCUGCCGGGAGCAUUGCAGCAUCUCGACUGGCCCGCAAGGGCUUCAAGGUGCUGCUCUUGGAAUCCGGCGGGGAGGGGCUGGCCUCUUCGAGAGGACAGUCUCACCCCAACCCCUCGGCCGCAGACCAGCUGCAGAGCUGGUUCGUGCACACCGUGGAGUGGAGCCUUGGCGAGGUGCUUCGCACCACUCAGCUCCUCCAUGGCAGAGGCCUGGGCGGCAGCUCGGCGGUGAAUGGCCGCAUCUACACCCGCACGGCGCUGCCCUUUGAAGGCCAGCUGGUCGCGGAGGCCUACGCAGACGUGGAGGCGGACUUGCGUCUCAGCCUGGAGGCGGAGGCGGAGCUGUCCGCCUGGCAGAAGGACCUGGCGCGGGGCCUCGCGGCCGCGAACGUGCCCUUCUGUGAAAAUGCCUCCAUGGGCACGAGGCCUGCGGUUGGCCCCGUGCAACGGAUCACGGGCUGCAGACAUGGGGGGCCGCUCUCUGCGUAUCAUUGCGCCAUGGGCGCCAUGGGCUUGCAGGCGGGGAAUGUAAAGUUGCUGCAGCAUGCCCACGUAGACCGCCUGCUCGUGGCUGGUGGGACUGCCCUUGGCGUCGAGGUUGGCAAGGUGACAUUUCGAUCCAGGUUUGGGGUUGUGCUCAGCGCCGGUGCUGUGCAAACUCCGAGCAUUCUGGUGCGCUCUGGUAUUGGCAACCGUGCGGACUUACAGCGUCUCGGAAUAGGUUUGAAGGUGGAAAGCCCACAUGUAGGCUUCAAUCUUCAAGAUCAUCCCUACUUGCCAUUUCGAAUCAGCACGCGUGUCUCAUGUGACCACACUGAAAAGGGUUUGUACGCGUUCUACUCGAAUGUGAGCAAUAUUGCGCAGAGCCGGAAGCAAAGAAUGUUUGAGUUGCAGUUGAUUCCUCAUUGCAGGGGUGAGUUGCCGACCUCAAAACUUGAGCUGAAGGGUUAUUUGAUCCUGCUGAAGGGGAAGACCAGCGGCCGAGUCGUUGUUCGCUCUGGCGACCCCAGGGACCCGCCUGGUAUCCUUCAGGACCCUUUUGCGGGUGAAGGCGCCGAUGCCUGGCAGUUGUUGGAAGGCUUGCGUGAUGUGUACCGCCUCUUGAAAUUCUAUUGGCGACCGGCUGGACCGUCCGGACCGCUUCUUCUCGAGCCGGCUUUCGACAGUUUGAUGGAGAAUGGCUUUGGAGGGCAGUACUGCGCGCAGCAUUUGGGGCUGUGGCAGCAUCCCAUGGGCUCUGCCCGCAUCGGGCCUGUGCUUGAUGCCAACUUGCGCGUGCGCGGGGUCAAGAAUUUGUAUGUUGCCGAUGCCUCUGCCUUGCCUGAUUGGGCACUGGCCGGUCAUCCGGAUGCAGGAAUCCGAGCUGUCGGAUCGCUGGCGGCACGGUUUGCCGCGGAGGAGGUGUCAAGCUCAAGGCGCGGAACCGAAAAAAUGUGUACGAUGCGCUUUGCAAGGUUCAUGCAUGGGAUUGGUUCAGCUUCGAGCUGUGUUGUUUCGGUGGACCCAACAUUUUGUUGCUAUCACUCGGAUUGA